CCCGUGUCCCAUUCCCGUGUCCCCUGCAGAUGUCCAGGCAGCUGGAGACGUUCCGCACGCACCUGCAGGCCUUUGCCACCAAGCACAAGCAGGAGAUUCGCCGCAGCCCCGAGUUCCGCCUGCAGUUCCAGCACAUGUGCGCCGCCAUCGGCGUCGACCCGCUGGCCUCUGGAAAAGGCUUCUGGGCCGAGGUGCUGGGGGUCGGAGAUUUCUACUACGAGCUGGGGGUGCAGAUCAUCGAGGUGUGCCUGGCGCUGCGGCACCGCAACGGAGGGCUGAUCACGCUGGAGGAGCUGCAGCAGCAGGUGCUCAAGGGCCGCGGGAAGUUCGCACAGGACGUCAGCGCGGAUGACCUGCUGCGCGCCAUCAAGAAGCUGAAGGUGCUGGGCAGCGGCUUCGGGAUCAUCCCCGUGGGGGGAACGUGCCUGGUGCAGUCGGUGCCGGCCGAGCUGAACAUGGACCACACGGUGGUGCUGCAGCUGGCCGAGAAAAAAGGAUUUGUGACAGUCAGCGAGAUCCGGGAGAGCCUCAAGUGGGAGACGGAGAGAGCGAAGCAGGUGCUGGACCACCUGCUGAAGGAGGGCAUGGCCUGGCUGGACGCGCAGGCUCCGGCCGAGCCGCAGUUCUGGCUGCCCGCGCUCUUCUCCGAGCUGCACGGCCAGGACGGCGCGGCCGGGCCCUGAGUGCCCCGGGAGCCCCCGGAAUCCCGCCUGGAAUCCUCGGAAUCCCGCCUGGAAUCCCUCCCUGGAUCCUCGGGAAUCCCCCCUGGAAUCCUGGCUGGAAUCCCCUCCUGGAGUCCUCAGGAUCCCACCCCUGGAAUCCUCGGAAUCCCGCCUGGAAUCCUGGCUGGAAUCCCUCCAGGGAUCCUCAGGAAUCCCUCCCAGAAUCCCCAGGAAUUCCUCUUGGAAUCCUUCCUGGAGUCCUUGGAAUCCUGGCUGGAAUCCCCGGGAAUCCCUCCGGGAAUCCUCAGGAUCCCUCCUGUCCCCGCAAUCCCAGGGACAGCAGGACUGGGAAUAAAAGUUUUGUAAGAAA
Messenger RNA from Pyrgilauda ruficollis (rufous-necked snowfinch), 1032 nucleotides. RefSeq names its product SNF8 subunit of ESCRT-II (gene SNF8). NCBI's taxonomy places the organism in Eukaryota, Metazoa, Chordata, Aves, Passeriformes, Passeridae. The coding region runs from base 30 to 683 and encodes 217 amino acids. The record is from RefSeq and is a predicted model, not a curated record. The transcript is spliced from 6 exons. Gene Ontology annotation, biological process: protein transport to vacuole involved in ubiquitin-dependent protein catabolic process via the multivesicular body sorting pathway. Gene Ontology annotation, cellular component: ESCRT II complex.